AUGGUGAUAUGGGGAUGGAAAAUGUUGAAUUGGGUGUGGAUUAGGCCGAAAAAGAUUGAAAAACGGCUUAGGGCGCAAGGCCUAGCCGGAAACCCUUACCGGCUGCUUUAUGGUGACACCAACGACAUGGCCGCCCUGAUCAAGGAGGCGAAAUCCAAGCCGAUCAAACUCUCCGACGACGUCGUGCCGAGGGUUUUGCCACUACACCACCACAUUAUCAAUAAAUACGGAAAAGCAUCCUUCAUAUGGAUUGGACCAGUUGCAAGAGUAUUGAUAAUGGAGCCUGAGCUUCUAAAGAAAAUCUUGAUCAACAACCACAUUUUCAAGAAGCCAACACACAACCCUCUUGCUCAGUUUCUUGUCUGUGGAUUAGCUGGCUACGAGGAUGAAAAGUGGGCUAAGCAUAGAAGAAUCAUUAAUCCGGCUUUCUACGUCGAAAAGCUCAAGCACAUGGUGCCUGCGAUGCACACGAGUUGUGAUGAAAUGAUAAGAAAAUGGGAAGAGUUGGUGGUGGAUGAGGGGGCAUUCAUAGAAAUAGAGGUGCAGUCACAUUUUGAGGAUUUAACCACUGAAAUUAUAUCAAGAACAGCUUUUGGAAGUAGACAUGAAGAGGGAAGGAGGAUUUUCGAGCUCCAGAAAGAGCAGUCGGAGCUCACGCGCCAAGUUCUGCAGUCCGUUUACAUCCCCGGGUGGAGAUACAUCCCAACGAAGAGAAACAGGAGAAUGAAAGAGAUCAACAAUCAACUCUGCCGGCAGCUGAGGGGCAUCAUCAACAAACGAGAAGAGUCGAUGAGAAAGGGAGAAUUCGCGGACGAUGACUUGCUAGGCAUCUUGCUGAAGUCGAACGAGAGAGAGAUACGCGAGAAUGAUGGAAGCAGCAGUGCCGGGAUGAGCAUCGAGGAAGUGGUGGAGGAAUGCAAGACUUUCUAUCUAUCCGGGCAAGAGAGCACAUCGAAUCUCUUGUCGUGGACGAUGAUGUUGUUGGGCGCCCAUCCGACGUGGCAGGAGCAAGCUAGGGAUGAGCUUUUUAGGGUUUUUGGAGAUGGAGAGCCUCAUUUUGAUGGAUUGAAUCGUCUCAAAGUUUUGACGAUGAUUUUGCACGAGGUUCUAAGACUAUACCCUCCAGCAAUAAUAUUCAACCGCAUCCUCGAAAACGAGACGGAGCUCGGGAACAUGACCCUCCCCGGCGGAGUGCACGUGCUGCUGCCGAUCAUCCUGAUCCACCGCGACAAGCAGCUGUGGGGCGAAGACUCGGACGAGUUCAAGCCGGAAAGAUUCUCCGAAGGAAUCGCCAAAGCAACACAGAAUCAGCUCUCCUUCUUCCCCUUCAGCUGGGGCCCUAGGGUUUGCAUCGGCAACAAUUUUGCCCUAAUUGAGGCCAAGAUGGCUCUGGCUAUGAUCCUCCGCCGCUUCUCGUUCGAGCUCUCCCCGGCUUACGCGCACGCGCCGUCGUUCGUCGUCUCGCUCCAACCCCAACACGGGAUUCAUCUCACCUUAAGGAGACUCCAUAAAUGA
Molecule: messenger RNA, 1515 nt
Organism: Salvia splendens (bonfire salvia)
Lineage: Eukaryota; Viridiplantae; Streptophyta; Magnoliopsida; Lamiales; Lamiaceae
Product: cytochrome P450 CYP72A219
Exons: 5
Coding region: 1-1515 (504 amino acids)
Molecular function (GO): monooxygenase activity; oxidoreductase activity, acting on paired donors, with incorporation or reduction of molecular oxygen; iron ion binding
Source: RefSeq, a predicted model, not a curated record